GCAUAAUGUAGGAUCGGUGAGUGCUAAAUCCGUCCUCUUCGGUCCACUGAUAAUGUAUGUGGGUGUUCCCUGUUGCAAAUAUAAUGCCUGGCUGUCCUCAUCCUCGGCCUCGUCCACACCCACUUCUACAAACCGCGACAAGUCGAAUAUCUCGAUCCCUAUUCCUACACAACGGUGAGAGUUCCAAAACAAAUUGAAAAACCAGAGGCUACAUCUCCCAACGAGAUGCCAGGGUCUUCCUUGUCGGUCAACGCCGUACCAAAUGAGGCACCGCCAGCGUUCGAUGCGCCGCCACCAAUGCCUCCGCCGCCCUACUUCAAGAUUCACUUCAUCAAACCAAGCUCUUUUAAGUCCGCUAUCAACGACAAAGUCGACAAGCCUCUGGUCUCACUGUUCCGCUUGAGUGUACAGGUACUCCAGCUCAUUUUUGCGCUGGCCUCGGGCAUAUCAUACGCCAUUGAGCUGAGACGCGGCGGUGGACGUGGAGGAGCAUCAGGAAGCUUCGUCUUCUCGCAGGUCGUGUUCAGUGCCACGCUUCUCGUCCUGAUUAUCAACGGAGUGACCGUGCGAUACUACCGCUUCUCAUGGAUGACCGACUGGACCCUGGCAUUGUUUUGGUUUGCACUCUUCGCAGUUUUUUAUGAGGUCUACUUUGGCGGUGACAUGACACCAGCAUAUGGCGGGGUAAACGCAGGGCGGAUGGAGGGAGCAGUCUGGUGCGACCUCGUCAAUGCGUUGUUGUGGUUGGGAAGCGCGCUCUUCUCGUCGACGAUGUGCUGUUCAGGCGUUAAGGCAUCCAUCAAGGGAAAACUUAGGGAUAGGAGAGAGAAAAGGGAGAGAAGGAAGAUGAUGGAGACGAUGGGGGAGGUGGAGAUGGGAACCAUUCCCACGUAAUGAUGAAUGUUCCUCGCCUUUUUGCUGAAGUUAUUUCAGCGACUUGGCAAAUACUUCUCUUCCCGCUGCUUGUUACUCAAGACUAUUGAAUAGUAUGGCGCCUCCAUGAUGACAGGAGCUUCUUCGGCGGUUUACAGCUUGGCUUUCUGUUCUGUGGGAAUUGUGCGUACCGACGUUGACGAUGAUCGUUACUAGAGGGCUGUGCGGCUAGGUAAGCGACCGCGGCAGGGGCGGUCUGCGUCAACGCCGACGGCAUCUUCCACCUGGCGGAGGCAGACUCAUCCUUCUGCAGCUGA
This is a messenger RNA of Didymella exigua CBS 183.55, 1190 nucleotides long. RefSeq lists its product as uncharacterized. Lineage: Eukaryota; Fungi; Ascomycota; Dothideomycetes; Pleosporales; Didymellaceae. Bases 226 to 894 code for a protein of 222 amino acids. The transcript has a single exon. The record is from RefSeq and is a predicted model, not a curated record.